Cricetulus griseus (Chinese hamster) is the source of this 3089-nucleotide messenger RNA. Lineage: Eukaryota; Metazoa; Chordata; Mammalia; Rodentia; Cricetidae. The record is from RefSeq and is a predicted model, not a curated record.
UUCUCUAGCUAUGGGUACCUGUGCCAAGCUUGACCAAGAGCUCCAGUCUUCAUGACCUCUUUCUCUCCCACAGGAUGGUCCUGUCCAGCCCCACCCAGAAACGUGACACUGCUCUCCCAGAACUUUACAGUGUACCUGACAUGGCUUCCAGGGCUUGAUAGCCCCCCGAAUGUGACCUAUUUCGUGUCCCACAAAAGCUAUCCCAGGUUCCAACAUUGGCAAGAUGUGCAGCAGUGUUGGGGUACCAAGGCUCUGGUGUGUCCCCUCAUGUGCCUGAAGAAUCAGGAUCCGUACAACAAGUUCAAAGGGCGGGUGAAGGCAGUUUCUGCCUGUGGCAGUUCCCCACACGUGAAGUCCAAGUACCUGUUUUACCUUUCUGACGUGGAGCCAGGCCCUCCCACCCUUGUGUUGACCCAGAAGGAAAGGGUCCUAUGGGUCAAUGCUACCUACCAGCUGCCACCUUGCAUGUCUUAUCCGGACCUGAAGUAUGAGGUGCAAUUCUGGAAGGAGGGCAUGGAGCUCAAGACACAGUUCAAUGACACUGAACACAAUAAACCCAUCAAGAUCCCUCUCCAGCACGGUGCUAGUGGACGCCACUGCCUCAGGGCCAGAACCAUCUACACCUUUACUGUCCCCAAGUACAGCAACUUCUCUGAGCCCAGCUGCAUCUCUAUAGAGGCCCCAGGAGCCAACUGGGCUGUCCUGACACUGCCCUUACUCUUGCCUCUGCUGGUAGCAGCUGCUGCAGUGGGUGUGAUCUGGAAGAGACUGAAAGAGGACCCCUGGUUUCAGUGGGUAAAGGUGCCUCAAACACUGAACUUUUCUGAAUACAGAUAUCCCGUGACAACCUUUCAGCCCAGUGCACCUGAGUUCCCAGAUGACCUGAUCCUCUGUCCCCAGAAAGAACUGACCAUAAGGAUCAGACCUGUCCCUCGAGUCAGAGACCCAGGCACGCUACAGGCAGAUCCAGAAGAGGACAACACCGAGGAUGAAGAUGAGGACACAGAUGACAGUGACAGUAGUAUCCAGCCCUAUGUGGAACGGCCCCUCUUCAUGAGGGAGAAGCUCCAGAUUAUGGGGCACUCGGAGACAGCUGAGUCUGGGGUAGGUUCAGGGGGAAGUGAAGAUUCAUCUGCCUGGGACUCUUCAGACAGGAGCUGGUCCAGCACAGUGGACUCCUCCCUUAAAGAUGAAGCUGGAUCUUCCGGCUAUUUGGACAAGAAGGAGCCAGACCAAGAGCCUGAUGAGGAUGGGCACCAGGAGGCUCUCCCAUGCCUGGAAUUGUCUGAGGACUUGGGCACCGUCAAAGAGCUUCUGAAAGAUGACCUCUCCAGGUGGGGAAUUUGGGGUUCCUCAUCUCCAAAGAGAGAUCUGAUUCCUGGGGAGCCCCCAGUUUCUCUUCAGACACUGACUUUCUCCUGGGACAGCCACUCUGAGGGAGAGGAGGGGGAGGAAGAGGAGGAGGAAGAGGAGGAAGAGCUGGAUGCCUGGGAAUCAGAACCCAAGGGAGGGGACACCUCAAGCCUGCAGAGGACAGAGGGCGGGGACAGGAGGCUGGGAGAUUAUAUGGCCAGGUGAGUCGGCCCUGGUGGCCAAUCUAGUCUGGUAUUGCUACCUCUACUGCACUUCCCGGGGACCAGAGACACCUCCAGGUCUCGAGCCAUGUCCCUUCCUGAGGUAAUCAAAGUCCUGGCCACCAUUUGUGGCUCACUCAUGGGCUCUUUGUCAUUUGGAUCCAGCUGUAAGAUGUCACCAUUUCCUAUGACCUACCUGCUAUAGGUGACCUGUGAGAGGGAUAGAGCUGUGGUCAGAGACUAGUUGAGUUCCUGUCUGCCCAUUGUCCCAGGAUUGACAGACCUUGUAGAAAAUGAAACAGGUGAAGCCAGGUGGCUGUGGACCCCAAGGAUUAACACACCCUAGUCCAUAAAUCAUGUAUAGCAUUGUACAAAACAGACCUCAGAUCAAAUCCCAGCUCUGCCAUUUACUAGUAGUAACCUGAGCAAGCCACUCUCAGUCUCUGUGCCUCAGUUUCCUCUUCUGCAGCUGUCACGUGGAUAUGAUGAGGAUUCAGGGAGUUUUCAGGUAUGUGUGGCAUGAGGUCACCACCUCACUUGUAUCAUCUGCACACUAGAACCCUCCAUCUGUUGAGACUCCUAGAAGGCCCCAGACAUCUCUCACCAGAGACCCCCUAAGCCAAGAGUGACAAGAAUGCCUACCUUCUGACAUGUCUACCCCAUGUCUAGGUCACCCCAUCCCUUCCUUGUCACCUUCACACCUUCUAGUCAGGGCCUCCCUGAAAACAGAGCCCAACCAACUUUACUUCCUUCUUGAACAUAAUCCACCUUCCAGGGGCCAGAUUUGUCAGCCCAGGGAGGAAGCUGCACUCCUGCCUUGAUGUCCUUUGUGGAUGGCUUUGUGACAGUUUUUUGACUGUUGUGGUCAUAAUUCAGUCUUAGUGUCUGAGAAACCAGUAUCUUUUGGGAACAGGUGACUGUCCUUUUGAGGGAGUGAUGUAUGUCAUUGAUUUGCAGAUGAGCAUAGCUGUCACUCAUAGAACCGAAGUCUUUGUGUCUGAGAAUCUAAACAGUCCUGGGCCUAGGUCCGGCCCCCACCCUUUCACUAGCACUUUAUUCUGUGAUGCAAAAAAGACCCUACAACUGCUUUACCCACAAUGCUGUGUGGUUUUGAGUCUGGCAUAAAGCUACAGCCUUACAGAGCACAUGUGAGGUCACCCCUUAAAGGCAUCUAAUCCAGGGGUUCUUCAACUCAUUCCCAAAGGCCUUUGGGAACCUGGGAUCUUCCCCCUCAUUGAACUGAUCUACACACAGUGGCCUUGCAUAGAAGGUGUGUUGAGGGGGGUUCACAACUAACAAAGUGUUCUCAAAGCACUAUCUUCAUCUCUGUCAGGUUUCAAACAAAGGGCCUCAAGUGCAACAUGGCAAGGCUCUUGUUGAAGUUACCUGGCAAGGCUGUCCUAAUGACUUAAUAUGUGUGAUCCCAAGAGUUUCCAGAGUCAUCAAACUGACAGGUCUUUGCCACCACCUCUGGGACACACACACACACACACACACACGCACGCACGCACGCAC